GUUUUCCGAAAAGCUGCGCUACAAAUUGCUGAUCAUCCGAACGAUGCAUCACUGGAUACUAUCAUCGUCAACAGCGAAAAUCUGGAAAAAUACGUGGGAAGGCCAAAGUUCACCACAGAUCGUAUGUAUGAAAUUACUCCGCCUGGGGUUGGUGCUGACUGGGACCACGAUUAACACUUGUUUCCUUUUUUAGGU
Strongylus vulgaris is the source of this 195-nucleotide messenger RNA. The record is from the annotation of a GenBank genome assembly. Lineage: Eukaryota; Metazoa; Nematoda; Chromadorea; Rhabditida; Strongylidae.